UUCGGAUAAUGUGAAGCGAGUGAGAGUGUUUGCGUUCGCUGCGAGCAGGUGUGUGGAGGGAGGGAGUAGCGAGUAAUGAAAAAAGUAAAUAAUAAUAAUACAGUACAGAGAGGGAUUUGUUCUUCGGGCCGAAGAGAAAGUGCGGUGUUGAGGGUUCACGCGACAAUGGUGGUACCUCCUCUCAGUUGGGUUCCGGCACACAACCCAAGCAACAACAUGUCGAGGAUCACGUUGGCCGUGGCGACGCUCGUCAUCAUCAGCGUCGCGACGCCCCAGGUGGCAACAGCAGCAUCAUCAUCUUCGAACGGAACGGUGGUCGCCCUCUCCAGGGCUUUGGACUUUUACAACACCGAACUUCUCGCGUCCAAUUGGAACCACCUGAGAACCGCACUGAGCGACGAAUGUUCCAACGAUGUCGAGCAGUACGUGAGGGCCCUCGAGGUCCAAGAGAAUUGGGCCCUGAAGAUGGAUGAUGCGAGCGGAAGAUAUUCAACAGGAUGGUUCUGGGGAAAUCAUUACUGGACUGGAUCGAAGAGUCUGUGCGAGAACAUCGUUCCGAGCAACCGCAGUUUAUCAGAGAGCAAUCAGAACGCGAGAGUGCAGCGAAACGUGGAGGCCAUGACCAAGCUGACGAAUCCGGGCCAAUCGGGAGGUUACGUUUCCGGGAAGCUGUCCUACCGUUCACUGCCACCCUUCGACGUGUCCUUCUACAUGCUUCGCGUCUUCAUCAAUUCCACGUACACGAAAGAAACUCGAACCCUGCACGUCGGAUUGUGUUUACCGAAGACGUGCACGGACGUGGACGUCCGCAACAUCUUGGAGAAAACAUCCGAAGCGGCUCCCAUCGAGAUGAUACAGAUUCGCGUCGAGGAAGUCAGAUCUCCUCACAGCCGUUUCAACCUUUGGCAGGACACAACUUUUAGGAUUCUCUGCGUCGUAACAGCCAUAGUUGUCGUUCUUUUGGUGAUCGGAACGCUCUUCGAUCUUUACUUGAAGCACCGGGAGGAAACUAAGCAAGUGUUGAAACUGAAUUGCGCGACUUACACCAAUCCGAAUCACAAGUUAAGCGAGAAAACCAUCACUUUGGAUAUGACAGCCACCGAACCAAACGCUGGUAAAUGUAGUUUAUACGUGGUUAAUAACAACAACAACAAUAAUUUGGCAGCAAACGAAACUCGAACUGGUGAAGAUGAAUCAUUGAUUGUGACCAUACUCAAAGACUUAAUCCUCGCGUUCUCGGUGAGGGUCAAUGUUAAGCAUAUCUGCGACAGAAGCGUUGGAAGUGAUACGAUCUCCGUAAUCCACGGUCUUAAGUCCAUAAGUAUGGCUUGGGUCAUCCUUGGACACACUUGUCUAAUCGCUUUCAAAUAUUCCGAUAAUAUGGAAUAUAGGAAAGUUGUUCAAAAGGAAUUCCUGUUCCAAACCAUAUCGAAUGGAGCCUUCAGCGUCGACACUUUCUUCUUUACCUCGGGGCUUUUGGUCUCAUUCCUGUACUUCAGGACGAACGCCAAAGGUAAAUUGGAUACGUUGGGUAAUAAAGGUGUUCUCGCUGGGUUUCUGCACUUUUUCGGAUUGAUUCUCUACCGUUUCGCAAGGUUGAGCGCUCCGUACUUGUUCGCGUUGGGAGUCGUCGAAGUCUCCAUGAAAUGGUUCAAUUCCAAUUCGAUCUUCGAACCGCCGACGAUGGACCACGAAACCUGUCCCAAGUACUGGUGGAGAAACAUACUUUAUAUCAACACGCUUUUCCCAGUUGAGCAAAUGUGCAUGCUUUGGAGUUGGUACUUGUCUGAUGAUACACAAUUUUACGUUGUUGGAGCGAUUCUCUUGAUUUUGGCAACAAGUCAUUUUAAGAUUGCUGCUUCUUUGGUGAUCAUCUUCAUGACGAGUUCUUGGGCCACGACCGGUUACAUCGCAUUCAGCAACAGCCAUCUACCAAGUUCGGAUGAUCCUCUCGCGCUCUUCGACAAGAUUUACGACAAACCGUACACUAGGUUGGGACCGUACCUGAUCGGAAUGGGAGUCGGCUGGAUCCUGUUCAAGACCAACUGCCGGAUCAAGAUGUCCAAGUUGGCCGUCGUCGUCGGAUGGCUCGUCUCCGCCGGAUGUUUGCUGUCUUUGGUGUACGGAUUGUACGAGGCAGAUUUAUCCCCUGUCGCCGGUGCGGCUUACAGCAGUUUGAGCCACUCGGCGUGGGCUCUGGGUUUGGCCUGGGUGGUCGUCGCGUGCUCGACCGGUUACGGGGGUUACGUGAAUUCCAUCCUCUCCGCGACGAUCCUCUACCCGUUCAGCAGAGUCACCUACUGCGCCUACCUGCUCCAUCCGAUCGUCAUCAGGGUCAUGGCCAUGAACAUGGACAGCCCUCUGCAUCUCGGCAAAGAGGUGAUGGUCAUCCUGUUCUUGGGGCAGGUCGUCGCUUCGUAUGCGCUCGGUUUCAUCGUUUCCGUCGCCUUCGAAGCGCCCGUCGUCUCGAUGCUGAGGAUCCUCACGAGAAUAGCGCCCAAACGAAAGACUGCCCUCCAAACGUAGUUACGCAACGUUAGUUUAGAUCAAGUGUGCAUGCGAGCGUGAAACAAUUGAAUAGAAAUAGAUGAAGAAAAAAAAAAGAGAGAGAGUGCGAGCGAGUGUAAAUACAAUUAACCCCUAAUUUUAUACGUACUUUUAAUGGUUUGGUUAUUUUAUUCUGUGAUCAAUUUUUAUUU
Molecule: messenger RNA, 2699 nt
Organism: Nicrophorus vespilloides
Lineage: Eukaryota; Metazoa; Arthropoda; Insecta; Coleoptera; Silphidae
Exons: 12
Coding region: 76-2526 (816 amino acids)
Molecular function (GO): acyltransferase activity, transferring groups other than amino-acyl groups
Source: RefSeq, a predicted model, not a curated record